GCCUAAGCCGGAGGCGCAGCAGCUCGAGUACCUGCGCUACCAGAUUGAGAUGCGCGUGCUCGGCCUCGGCUGGAGCGAGUACGCGACUCGCUGGUCGUCCGCGGCCGACUCUAGGAUCGGCACCGUCGCGCACCUGACCAAGCUGCUCGAGGAGCUCAUCAAGGGGGAGACGGCGCGCAAGCGCUUUCCUGCGGACAGCGAAAAGUGCCCGCCGUUCUCCAUGGCGCGCGUAGCUAUGACAGGGACCGCGGCCGCGGACCCGGUGGCGGACGGGGCUGGCGCGCAAGCGCCGGCCACCGUCGUGCCGCCGGGGAUGCGCAGCGGACCCUGGAAUAGCUACGAUAAGGCGCAACUGGAGGACGCGGUGGGUGUCGCAAGGUUGUUCGGUGCGUCCUGUGUCAGGGUGAUAAGGCCUGGCUACGCGACCAUCGAGGUCGACCUGAAGCACGAAAAGGCCGCGGGCGACCGCGAGUCGGUGAAGGCGGCGGAGCGCUCGUACAUCGAGCGCACCGCGCCGAAGAAGAAGGAGCUCACAGAUGAGCAGCUUGCGGCAAAGGCCGCGUCUCGCAAGGCCAAGAAGAACCGGCAGAAGGAGCGCCGGGCGAAGGAGGCUGGCGAGCGCGCGGCCGCGAGCGAGGCCGAGCGCGUGGAGCGCCCGCGCGCGCAGCUACGCGCGAACAUCGAGUACGUGAUGGACGGGCUACGGUCUGCAGCUGCGCGGGCGCGCAGCCAGGCCGGGUCCAAGACUCGGGUCACAUAUUCGCUGCCCCCAGAGAGGGACGACGGAUAUCGGCGCGGCCCUAGCGUGGUGUGCGCCACGGUCCCCCAGGGCACCGUGGCGACGACCGUCGCCUCGGACUGGCUCGCGAACGAGCUGGCCGAGCACGGAGAGAUUGAUGCGGCAUGCCGCGACAAAUAUGUCAUGCACCUGAUGACGGCCGCCGGCGCCUCGGCGCCGGCCGACGCCGUGUUCAGGAGUAGGAGUGGGGUGCAGGUUGUGCUCACCCACGGCACCGGGCCGGCGGUAAG
Molecule: messenger RNA, 1029 nt
Organism: Emiliania huxleyi CCMP1516
Lineage: Eukaryota; Haptophyta; Isochrysidales; Noelaerhabdaceae
Exons: 4
Source: RefSeq, a predicted model, not a curated record